This is a messenger RNA of Populus euphratica (Euphrates poplar), 4246 nucleotides long. RefSeq names its product casein kinase I homolog 1-like. The record is from RefSeq and is a predicted model, not a curated record. The transcript is spliced from 19 exons. NCBI's taxonomy places the organism in Eukaryota, Viridiplantae, Streptophyta, Magnoliopsida, Malpighiales, Salicaceae. Gene Ontology annotation, molecular function: protein kinase activity; ATP binding. Gene Ontology annotation, biological process: protein phosphorylation. Bases 504 to 2327 code for a protein of 607 amino acids.
AAAAAUCACAUUAGCGUCUCUUACAUCAUACACGCAUAUCACGAUCUCUUCCAGUCCCUUCCAUGACAAAUCCCUUCCUUUCCGUUUCCUUCUACAAAUCUUCAAAAUACAAAAUUUCUCAUCAAACCCCAAUUUUCACUUUUAUCUCUCUACAACCUUCUCUCUCUCUAUCGAAUGAUUCUAGAACCUUCGUGAAUCCUCCCUCCACCACCAGCUUCAUGGACCACUGCCUUCACUGCCGUCCUACAUUCGAUGCCUGAACUGCGUGGCCGAACACGCAGAAUUCUGAACUGCGUAACCAUCAGAAUCCGAGCCCGGUUAAGCUCACUGUACAGACUCGUAAAAGAAGAACCGCGGAGGUUAACAGCUAGAUAAAAAAGAACACGGUCGUUGAUGAUAAGGAGAAAAUUGUGAGAUUACCGGAUACGAAGCCGUCUAGAAAGGAAAAGCAAGGCGAGGAAGCCUGGGUUUUGAGAAAAGACGAAGGGAUUGCUAAUAAGAACAUGGACGGGUAUGAUAGCGGCGGCGGACGGAGCGCCGACAAGGGAACUGGAGCAGAAGAUGAAGGAAGCACUGCUCCUCUUCCCGAGAAGGUCCAAGUUGGUGAUUCUCCAACGUACAAAAUAGAUAGAAAACUGGGUAAAGGAGGUUUUGGACAGGUUUAUGUUGGUCGAAGAAUUGGUCCCACCAAUUUUUCAAAUGAAAGAACUGGUCCUGGAGCUUUAGAGGUAGCAUUAAAAUUUGAGCAUAGAAGCAGCAAAGGAUGUAAUUAUGGACCACCUUAUGAGUGGCAAGUUUACAAUGCACUUGGGGGCAGUCAUGGUGUGCCACGUGCUCAUUACAAAGGAAGGCAGGGUGACUACUAUGUUAUGGUUAUGGAUAUGCUUGGACCUAGUCUAUGGGAUGUUUGGAAUAACAACUCACACACGAUGUCCAUUGAUAUGGUCGCUUGCAUUGCCAUUGAAGCCAUCUCUAUACUUGAAAAGAUGCAUUCUAGAGGAUAUGUCCAUGGGGAUGUAAAACCUGAAAACUUUUUACUUGGUCCACGAGGAACUCCUGAAGAAAAAAAGCUGUUUCUUGUUGAUCUUGGAUUAGCAACCCGGUGGAGAGAUUGUUCAACUGGUCUUCAUGUUGAAUAUGAUCAACGCCCAGAUGUUUUUAGGGGAACUGUGCGAUAUGCCAGUGUUCAUGCUCAUCUUGGUAGAACUGGUAGCAGGAGAGAUGAUUUAGAAUCUCUUGCCUACACUCUCAUCUUUCUUCUCCGCGGUCGACUGCCUUGGCAAGGAUAUCAGGGGGAAAAUAAAGGGUUCUUUGUUUGCAAGAAGAAGAUGGCGACUUCUCCAGAAGCUUUGUGUUGCUUCUGUCCUCAGCCUUUUAGACAGUUUGUUGAGCAUGUUGUAAAUCUGAAGUUUGAUGAAGAGCCAAAUUAUGCAAAAUAUAUCUCCCUUUUUGAUGGAAUUGUUGGUCCAAAUCCAGACAUAAGACCUAUUAACACUGAUGGUGCUCAGAAGCUUAUAUAUCAGGUUGGGAACAAGAGAGGGCGACUGACAAUGGAGGAAGAAGAAGAUGAACAACCAAAGAAAAAGGUCAGGAUGGGGAUGCCUGCAACACAGUGGAUAAGUGUUUAUAAUGCUCGUCGGCCUAUGAAACAAAGAUAUCACUAUAACGUGGCUGAUGUGAGGCUCUCCCAACACAUAGAGAAGGGUAAUGAAGAUGGAUUAUUUAUCAGCAGCGUGGCUUCUUGCUCAAACCUAUGGGCCUUAAUUAUGGAUGCUGGCACUAAUUUCAGUGCUCAAGUUUAUGAGCUCUCUCCUUAUUUUCUCCACAAGGAAUGGAUAAUGGAACAGUGGGAGAAGAAUUAUUACAUUAGUGCAAUUGCGGGAGCUAAUAAUGGGAGUUCAUUAGUUGUGAUGUCUAAGGGUACUCAGUAUUUACAGCAGUCUUACAAAGUAAGCGAUUCUUUUCCCUUCAAGUGGAUCAAUAAGAAAUGGAGAGAGGGUUUUUAUGUCACAACUAUGGCCACUGCUGGAAGUAGAUGGGCGAUAGUUAUGUCUCGUGGCACAGGAUUUUCAGACCAGGUUGUGGAGCUGGAUUUUCUAUAUCCCAGUGAAGGCAUUCAUCGUAGGUGGGAUAGUGGUUACCGCAUCACUUCAACUGCAGCAACGUGGGACCAAGCUGCUUUUGUUCUCAGUGUGCCAAGAAGAAAACCAGUAGAUGAAACUCAAGAAACACUUCGAACUUCUGCUUUUCCCAGUACACACGUCAAGGAGAAAUGGGCUACAAAUCUUUAUAUUGCAUCUGUUUGUUAUGGUCGAACUGUCUCAUGAAUGACUGAAGUUUUGCUGGGGAUGCUGUUGUUGUUAUCAUGACAAUUUAGAAGACAGUUCUCACCAUUUAUGAUCCUCCUCUGAGAAGCAAAGAUCUGCUUAAGCCAAAUUGACUCGUCAUGGCAUUUGGGAGUCAAUGUAUGCAAAACUCUACCUUAAUGUAGCCAUCACAUAGCAUCCAUUAAUACCCGUGCACUGACUUUCAAUUGGGUUGAAAUGCUUUUAGGGUGGCAUCGAUUUACCCAUUGCUAAGAAGUUUGUAUAGUUAUGAACAGUAGUUGAAGGGGCGUGCACUGGCCGUGUCUUCUUUGUUGAUGGUAUUUUUGAAAGCUUGCUAUUAUGAUUUUGCUUUGGGCUAUGGUCAUUUUCAGUCAUUUAGUCUGUACUUGUCUUAUGCUUCUUCCAUCUUUUCGGACUUGAAGAUCCUAGCGAUCUUUCACUUCUGUACUUCCAGGAUGUCUGAAUGACCUAAAAGACAGAGGAUGUACUCCAUUUGUAUACUUUUCAACAACAGUCUGUACCCUUUUCUAAUUAUUAAUGCUUUAUGCUGUAAUCUUAUGCAUAUUUGUACCUCUCAAGAACAACUCGGUGCAUGUGCUGCAUUCUGUAAUCUUAUGCAUAUUUGUACCUCUCAAGAACAACUUGGUGCAUGUGCUGCAUUAUUUAUCUGGCUAUAUUUGAGUGCGGUUAGUUGACUAAACAUUAAAACACAACUGAUUUUUUUCUCCCAAAGAAGAUUCUUGUUCAACAUUAUCAGAGUGGCCUCCAUAACUUCUGUUUUGGAAAGAGUACAGAGCUUAUACCAUUAAAUUUUUGGGAAAGAAAGUUUGUCUAUGUUCAGGUCUAGGUAUUUGAUACCUUUAUUAAAUAUAUAUCCUUAAGGUAAUACAUGGCAAUUUUCUGGCAGGUUAGUCCAUUGCACUCAUCCAGAUUUUAAAAGCUGUCAUCUGUAUAUCAGAGAGGUUUUUAGCUGCCAAUUUUUUGUUUGUCUAUUUUUGUUCAAGUAACCUGGCAAUUUAGGUACCUAGAUUUUGGUGUAUUAUCAGGCAUCACAGGCUAAAUUGUGAAUAUUUAUGGCCAAGUACUUCAAGGCAGGAAGCAAGCAAGACUACUGCAAGAAUUUGUGUUACUGAGAGAUCAACUUAUCUUUUUGCUUGUGGCUUCCUGGGAACAUCAAAUAGAUGAGAAGUUCUUCAGACUUGGAACUACUUUUGAGCAUUCUUGACCAGGAAUUCUAUGGACUUUGAACCUAGUGUACAAACUGAAUGGAUAGAUGUUCCAUGUCUGAUAUGAUUAUUGAAUGCUAACGAGAAACAAUGCCUCUUCUUCAUGUCAAUGGUAAGCAGCCCCUUUGGAUUUUCCAGAAGAACAAACAUCCAUUAUUUUUGUCAUGACUUCAUCUCUGGUGGCACUUCACUGGACACAUUUGUGAUCAUCUUCUCUAACCCGGACUGUCAAGGAUAAAAGAAUGGAUGGGUUUUCCUGUGAAGACAACCUGUUGGGAAACGAGUAGUGUUCUAAUUAAAGAGCUUGAUCACUACCUAGACCAGGGUUCUUCUGAUGUGUGGUAUGCAAUUGAAAUUAGUAAGUUUGCUUCUUUCUUGAACAAUUUGCACUAUCAGUUGCAUGUGGCUAACAUAAAGCUGACAUGGGUGAUGUUUGAUGAGAUAUUACUAUCGACCCCUUUGAUGGCUGCAAAAUAUGAUUACAAAAAUAAGCUAAUAAUUAAAACCUUCAAUUUCUUGCUUGCAUCCAAGAAAUGGAAGGAAGGAAAGAUCUCCAAUAACCUGGCUCAGGCAUGUUGGAAUUGGAUGGGGUAGAGUUGGAAGUUCUUUCUAGAAACUCUUACUGGGACCGUUCACCAUAUAGAGUGAUUGCUGGGCUCUUAGUAUGAUGAAGGAAAUUUGAUUUUAUUGUUC